Messenger RNA from Columba livia (rock pigeon), 3372 nucleotides. RefSeq names its product AN1-type zinc finger protein 5. Gene Ontology annotation, molecular function: DNA binding; zinc ion binding. NCBI's taxonomy places the organism in Eukaryota, Metazoa, Chordata, Aves, Columbiformes, Columbidae. Bases 478 to 1101 code for a protein of 207 amino acids. The transcript is spliced from 7 exons. The record is from RefSeq and is a predicted model, not a curated record.
UGCCCCAGCCCCGCACCGGCCUGCCCACCAGCGGCCGCGGGCGGCGGCCCCGACCCGCCCGGCCGGGCCCUCCCCGGGGGAGGGCGCUCGGGGGCCGCGGUCCCGCCGGCAGCGCCCGCCAUGUUUCCCGGCAGCCCGCCCUGCUCGCCGCCAGCCUGAGCUCCCGGCGGCCGGCCCGGCCCGGCCCGGCCCGCCGGCCGCCUCCGCCGCCGGGACGCUCAGAAUUCGAAGCGGCUCCCGGAGGCUCGUCCGUGCGGGAUCCGCCGGGUCUGAUCCGCGCGGCGCCGGCUGCGGGCGCACCGAGGUCGGGCUGGGGAGGAUCCCCGGCCUGGGGAUGGGAACGCCGGCCUGAGCUCUGCAAGGGGAGCCGGGAGCGGUUUGUAUCGCCCAGCUGAGGACAAGGAGGAGUAAACCAGAGCUGGUCCACCUCACCCGCAGCAGCGCUCCCGGGACGCCCGGGGCCUUGGAGCAGCGAGGAUGGCUCAGGAGACGAACCAGACGCAGGUGCCUCUGCUGUGCACCACGGGCUGCGGAUUUUACGGCAGCCCCCGCACCAACGGGAUGUGCUCCGUUUGCUAUAAGGAGUUCCUGCAGAGGCAGCAGAGCAGUGACCGGAUAAGUCCCGCAGCAUCCGGUGGUCCCAGCAGCAGCCCCAUGGCUUCGGAUGCAGUUGCGGGGCAGCGCGCCGAGGGAGACGCCGUGCCUGAGGAUGCGAAGGCCAGUGGGCAGACCCCUGUGACUCACCAGAUGACGGCCAUGAGCAUAUCCAGAGAUGAAAACGGCGGCGAGACAGAAGAAUCGAUCAAGACUGAAGAAGCUUCAUCAGCAUCUUCCUCAUCAGGUGCGCUGCUUGAAAUAUCCCAGAACACAGCUGAGGUCAAGACAGCUUCAGAAAAACCGAAACAGAAGAAGAAUCGCUGUUUCACUUGCCGGAAGAAGAUAGGGCUGACUGGCUUCGACUGCCGCUGCGGGAACCUGUUCUGCGCCAUCCACCGGUACUCCGACAUGCACGCCUGCCCCUACGACUACAAGGCAGAAGCCGCCGAGAAGAUCCGUAAGGAAAACCCCAUCGUUAUCGCUGAGAAGAUCCAGAAGUUGUGAAGGGGGUUGAGCAGCUUGAACUGCAGCCAGGUCGCCUGGUGCUCCUCUCCUUCCUCCCAGCCGUCCUCCUCUUCCUCCCAGCCCCGUCGGGGUGUGACGGGGACUCCAGCACACACACAAACCAGCGCCUGGACGCGGGGACUCCUCGCACCCCUUUGGCUGACAGUUGUUGUUCCUCCCCUCCCUUCCUGCCUGUCCAACAGCCACAGCUCCGCUGAUCUGAUCUCCACCAGCUUCCCAAGGGAAAAAGGACCGUCCUGCCCCGCCGCGCCGUGUCGAGACCUUGGGACUUGUCUUCUGCUGGGGCGGUUUGGGCAGCAGGGCUCCGCCGCGCAGCCUUUCCCUUUGCCGGCAGCUCCGAGUCCGUGAACGGCUCCGGAGUUGCUGCUGCAGCCCGUGAGCUGCCGCUGGCCUCUGUUCCCCCCGCUGCACCGUCCCUUUGCGGCGGGCGUAAAACCGGGAGCUGGGGUGUCCUGGCAGCAAGGCUGCCCUCUGCCCCCCGAGAGCUGUUUGCUCUCAGAUGCAGAAGAGGGGAUUCUGUAGUUUUAAUGCCCCCAACGCCCCUCCCCUCCCUUCGAGACGCUGUUGUUGAAGCACCGGUCUAGUUAAGCAGCACAGCACCGGCACAGUAAAGUUAUUUUGUGGCUUGAAGCGACCUAGAUGUGCUCCAGCCGCAGGUCAGGACGCUAGGAGGGUACCGCUCUGCCUGCCAGGGUCACAGGGACACUCUGCUGUCCCCAGGGUCACCUCUGCAGCACCCUCCUGUGAUUCACUGUCCCACUCCCCAGGCGAGGUUUGGUGUAACCCCGCGGUGUCUGUACCUCUCCGCUCCUGCCUUCUGCCUUACACCCUUCCUUCUCAUCAGGGUUGUGCACAGAGCUCAGAUCGCCAAACCUCCGCGUCCUUUCCUGUCCCUGAUAUUUGGUGAGAACCUUUCUCCCCUAAGGAGCCCACGGGCUCAGGAAGCCCACCCUACCCCCGCCUCGCUGCUUUUCCCUGUGGGCCAGAUCCCCAGGAGAUGCUUCGCAAUCUGGAUACAGGGACCUGGGGCACGGGGAAAGGUACGUGGAGGGUCGCAGGGGGUGCAGAAAAUCACAAGGAGGGUGCUGGGGUGCCCAGAAGCACAGGUGGGGGCUUUCAGAAAAGCCCUUGGGGAGCCCUGGGGAGAAGGGAGAGUCCUGCCGGACUCAUGGCGUUCUCAGGAGGGCUCUGAGGUGCAAGGGAAGGCAAAAGGAGAGCUUUGGGGAGUACUGAACAUGCUCAGAGGACUCAAGCACCGCAAAACGCACCUGGGAGACUCUGAGGCACACGUGGAGGGCUCUGGGUGCAGGGAAAACCAAGUGCCGGCUCUGUAGCACUGCAGGAAAACCCCGGGGAGGACUCUGGGGCUGUUAGGAAGGAAAACAUGAGGCUCAGGCAUGUGGCACAAGGCAGGCGGGGUCUCCUGGGGGUGCCAAAAGCCGCCUCUGCAGUGCGCAGGGUCUGUGCCCACCCCGGGGCUCUCCUCUCUUCCCUGGGAACGCCGGCAGCGCGGCUGUAGCCGUGGGGCUCCCGGAGAUCCCGCAAACACGGAAAUCCUGGGAGAGAGGCAGCGGCCUCUGCCCCGCUCCGGCUGCCCCACGCCGGGGAAGCGUUGCCCUCGGUGCGAGGGCGUUGGAGAGCGGAGCCGCAGGGGCUAAACAAGCAGCCGGGGGAAUCGCGGCACCUCCUUCCACAUGUAGUUUCCACCCUUGUUCUGUCCCAGUGCUUGUGUGGGAUUAUCACGGAGGUUUAGCUUGUCCUGAUUUCGGCCAAAGCCGUGUGCCCUGCGGCAGGAACCGUCGUACCGCAUCGCCGGGAGGAUUCGGACCUCCAGCGUGAUGCAAAUCCGCCGCCAGCACGGAGCAGAGGGAGUCUGGCUCCCACCAGCCGUUUCCUCAGGUUUUCCCUUCUGUGUCACAUCAGAGCACGCGAGUGAACGUACAUUUGAGUGCCAGGAUGCGCCGGGGCCGUAAGCGCGGUGCCGAUGUGCCUGGCAAGGUUGGGUUUUGCGAUGGAGGUUUUCGCUGAGCACGAGCUGUCACUCUCGGGGAGAAGCCGUGAGAAGUUGUGACCACCCCUCGCCUUGGCACGGCGGUCGUGGUCCCCGGGGUGGGGAAGCAGCUCCCACGAUGUGACGGAAAGCCCACGCGGCGAAAGGGCGGCCACCUGCUUCUCCAUCACAUACCUUUUCCCUUUUAUUUCCUUCUCUCUUAGGAAGUGUAAAUAUUAAUACAGUCUAGUUUGCUUGGA